AUGUCAGCUGCCGAUCAAGUUCAACUCUCCAAUUUUGGGAGCAUUUUCUCCCUCGACGGCAAAGUCGCUGUCGUAACAGGUGGAUCGCGUGGAUUAGGUCUGCAUGCCGCCUCAGGCCUUUUACAAGCCGGGUGCUCCAAGGUGUACAUCACCUCUCGCAAGAAGCAGGCCUGCGAUGAAGCCGUCGCAGCGCUAAAUGCCUUACCUAAUAAGCGGCCUGGUGCCCAGGCUAUUUCCGUUCCAGCCGACAGUGCCAACAUGCAAGACCUGGACAGACUUAUUUCGGAAAUUGGCAAGACGACCGAUCAUGUCGAUCUCCUGUUUGCCAACGCGGGCGCGACGUGGGGUGAGAAGUUCGAUACGCACCCGGAGAAGAUGUUCUCCAAGGUGAUGGAUCUGAAUGUGAAGAGCAUUUUCUACACUAUCCAAAAACUCACCCCCUUGCUAACAGCCAAGGCCACCAUUGAAGACCCAUCCCGGGUAAUCAUCACCGCAUCAGUGGCCGGCAUUGGGAUUGGUGCAAUCGGUGAAAACGCCACGCCAAGCUACUCUGCCUCCAAAGCAGCGGCUAUUCAUCUGGCAAAGAACCUGGCCGUGGAGCUCGGACCGCGGCAUAUUCUCACCAAUGCCAUCGCACCCGGCUUUUACCCAUCCAAGAUGGCCAGUGGCCUGAUUGAGCUGAAUGGCGGAAUGAAGGAGUUAGAGAAGUACUCGCCUAAUGGUCGUUUGGGUCGGCCUGAGGAUAUCGCGGGCCUAGUCGUAUUCUUAUCGUCUCGGGCUUCGAGCCAUUUGAACGGAGCGGUUAUCACGACGGAUGGCGGUUCAGUGCUGAAGGGUCGUCUCUAA
Molecule: messenger RNA, 846 nt
Organism: Penicillium odoratum
Lineage: Eukaryota; Fungi; Ascomycota; Eurotiomycetes; Eurotiales; Aspergillaceae
Product: oxidoreductase, short-chain dehydrogenase/reductase family
Exons: 3
Coding region: 1-846 (281 amino acids)
Molecular function (GO): oxidoreductase activity
Source: RefSeq, a predicted model, not a curated record